Molecule: messenger RNA, 1513 nt
Organism: Anolis sagrei ordinatus
Lineage: Eukaryota; Metazoa; Chordata; Lepidosauria; Squamata; Anolidae
Gene: RRP8
Product: ribosomal RNA processing 8
Biological process (GO): cellular response to glucose starvation; regulation of transcription by glucose; rDNA heterochromatin formation
Cellular component (GO): nucleolus; chromatin silencing complex; rDNA heterochromatin
Molecular function (GO): methyltransferase activity
Source: RefSeq, a predicted model, not a curated record
UCCUUCCGGUCCGCAGCGUGCCACUUCCGUUCUUCCCUCCUUCCUGCCUUGCUCCACCGCCGGGAAAAGGAUGUUCGAGGAGGGCGAGUGGGACGAGGCCGGGACCUCGGUGGGGACGACGGCGCCCUGGGGACCCCCUAAGAGGGCGGGCAAGGCCCCCCCAGCCCCGAGCGGCUCCCACCAGCGCCUCCGCCUCCUGGCCACGCUUCGUCGCCUGGAAGGCUUGGGGGGUGUCCAGAAGGCCCUGCUUAGCCCCACCUCCUCUGGGUCAGAAGGGGAAGAGGAUGAGGAAGGCAGUGGGGAGGAAGAGGAGAAGCCCCUGCGGAAGCGGAGGAAGAGGAAGCCCAGGAGGACGCGGCAGCGGGAGGAGCAGCCCUGCCUCCCCUCGGGAGCCGAGAAGAAGGGGGACCACCAGCAGAAGCAGCUGGGCAACAAUGGUGAGGCAGCACCUUUGGAGCCCAGAACCGAGCCCUUCACCUGCAGGAAGACCCCUGGGAGCGAGGAGGGGACCGCAAAGGAGGAGCCGAAAGGGCCGCUACUGAAUAGGAAGCAGUGGAGGAACCGCCAGAAGAACAAGCGUCGGCAGAAGAACAAGUACAAGAGCCCCGGGGACGCCUCUGCCGCAGGGGCCCCCCCAGCGGACGUAGCCCAGCCCCCAGACCCAGGAGAGCCCCUUGGCAGCCCAGGAAGGGGGGCAGAAGGGGAGGCUGUGGUGGCGCUCCCAGAGGCCGAAGGGGGGCGGGGGGCGUCCCUGCGGCUGCGCAUGGAGGAGCGCCUGGAGGCCGCGCGCUUCCGCUUCCUCAACCAGCAGCUGUACUGCCGGCCCAGCCAGGAAGCGGGGCAGCUCUUCAAGGAGGACCCCCAGGCCUUCGCCAUCUACCACCGGGGAUUUGCCCGGCAGAUGGACCGCUGGCCGGAAAAGCCUGUCCAGCGCAUUGUGCGCUACCUGCGCCACAGGCCGGCUUCUCUGGUGGUGGCCGACUUUGGCUGUGGCGACUGCACUCUUGCGCGCAGCGUCCGGAACCAGGUGCACUGCUUCGACCUGGAGGCGCUGGACCCGCGUGUCACCGUCUGCGACAUGAGCCAGGUCCCUCUGGAAGACGAGUCGGUGGACGUGGCCGUCUUCUGCUUGGCCCUCAUGGGGACCAACGUGCAAGAGAUCCUGGCGGAGGCCAGCCGAGUGCUGCGCAUCGGGGGGACGUUGCUGGUGGCGGAGGUGGCCAGCCGCUUCUCGGAUGUGCGGGCCUUCGUGGGGGCCGUGUCCGCACUGGGCUUCUCCCUCCGCGCCAAGGACGUUUCCGGGAGCCACUUCUUCUCCUUCGAGUUCUGCAAAGCCAAGCCUCUUCCGGCCAAGGCGAAGGCGCUUCCGGGUCUGGCGCUCCGCCCCUGCCUCUACAAGCGGAGAUGACGUCACGCGGGGCAGGAUGGGCGGGCUCUUUCCCUCGCUCCACCAAUGUGCGUCCGGGGGCGGGGCUUCCUCCCUCGUCUCCACCAAUAAAACGCUUUGUGUUGU